AUGGGUUUCGGAAACAAAAUCUUUUCGGACCCUUCAGGUGUUGUAGUUGAUGAAAAGAAGUACAGAGGAAUGAUUGGAUCCGUACUCUAUCUCACAGCAAUUCGUCCAGACAUCAUGUUUUUAACAUGUUUGUGUGCCAGAUUUCAAGUCAAUCCAAAGAUGUCUCAUCUUUUGGCUGUUAAGCAAAUGUUUAGAUACCUCAAAUGCACAAAGAAUCUUGGAAUCUGGUACCCAGCAAAUGAGAGUUUUCUUCUUCAAGCAUAUUCAGAUUCAAACUAUGGCGGUCUUCAAUUGGACAGAAAAAUCACAUCUGGUGGCUGCCAAUUUUUAGGUGGUCGAUUGGUUAGUUGGUCAUCCAAGAAGCACAACUGCAUUGCUCUCUCAACAGCCGAAGCAGAAUACAUUGAUGCUUCUAGUUGUACCUCUCAAGUUCUCUGA
Molecule: messenger RNA, 438 nt
Organism: Lactuca sativa (garden lettuce)
Lineage: Eukaryota; Viridiplantae; Streptophyta; Magnoliopsida; Asterales; Asteraceae
Source: RefSeq, a predicted model, not a curated record